Molecule: messenger RNA, 2318 nt
Organism: Vicugna pacos (alpaca)
Lineage: Eukaryota; Metazoa; Chordata; Mammalia; Artiodactyla; Camelidae
Source: RefSeq, a predicted model, not a curated record
CGGGAGACUAGGCUUGAAUUUCAGGUCGUGAGCCAGUUCAGGAAGUUUGGCUGACACACAGCGUGGAUCCUUCUGCUGCAGACCGAGGACGCCGGCCCUGAGCACAGACGUGUCGAAUUCCACAGGAGAGAGGAGACGGAGGGGGCAGACAGCCCCAAGAGCGGGGAGCCCUGUGGGCUCUGCACUCUGAGCCUCGCUCCCCUGCUCUGGAGCGGGCCACGUAACAGCAACAAGCCUGCUGGCUCUUCUUUGGUAAACUGAGCUUUGCCCGCCCCAGGGCCACAUGUUAGUUUCUCUUCCACGAACCAGCUGACCCCACCUCCUCUCACUGACCAGGAAGUCGUGAACUCAGCUGUGUGUGUCGCUGCAUCCCACCCAGUGACUCACUUCUGUUUGCUCUUCAUCGGUUUAAAAAGUUCACAGCCAACUUUAAAAACAGGAGGAUUUUCAGGUACAAAUCUGAAUUUCUGUUUCUGCUCAGGAGGGUAAAAAAGUAAAUAAAUAGAAAGAAAGAAAAGAAAAGAAACCAAAACCAUUCAGAACUUCCUGCUGCCUGGGGCUCACUGGCUGCAACAGCUGUUUCUCAUCCAGAAGAUCACUGGGCUGGCCGCUUGCCUCUGGGUAUCAUGAACAUCGACGCGUAUUUUGAAAGAAUUGGUUACAAGAACCCUAGGAACAAAUUGGACUUGGAAACAUUAACUGACAUUCUUCAGCACCAGCUUCAAGCCAUUCCCUUUGAGAACCUUAACAUCCAUUGCGGGGAAGCCAUGGAAUUGGAUUUGGAGGCCAUUUUUGAUCAAAUUGUGAGGAGGAAAAGGGGGGGCUGGUGCCUCCAGGUCAAUCAUCUUCUGUACUGGGCUCUUACCACAGUCGGCUUUGAGACCACAAUGUUAGGAGGGUAUGUUUACAACGGUAUAGCCAACAAAUACAGCAAGGCCAUGAUUCAUCUGCUGCUGAAGGUGACCAUCGAUGGCAGGAACUACAUAGCUGAUGCUGGGUUUGGACGCUCUUACCAGAUGUGGCAGCCUCUAGAGUUAAUUUCUGGAAAGGAUCAGCCUCAGGUGCCUUGUAUCUUCCGCUUGACAGAAGAAGGAGGAAUCUGGUACCUGGACCAAAUCAGAAGAGAGCAGUACAUCCCAAAUGAAGAAUUUCUGAAUUCUGAUCUUCUGGAAAAGAACACGUAUCGGAAAAUCUACUCCUUCACUCUUGAACCUCGAACAAUAGAAGAUUUUGAAUCUGUGAAUGUAUUCCUUCAGGAAUCUCCAGCAUCUGUGUUUACAAGCAAGUCAUUUUGUUCCUUGCAGACCCCAGAAGGGGUUCGCUGUCUAGUGGGCUCCACCCUCACCUACAGGAUAUUCAAUUAUAAGGACAACAUGGAUUUGGUGGAGUUUAAGACACUGAAUGAGGAAGAAAUAGAAAAAGAGCUGGAAAGUGUGUUUAAUAUUUCCUUAGAGAAAAAGCUGGUGCCCAAACAUGGUGAUAGAUUUUUUACCAUUUAGGUAGGCAGAAAAAUGGCCUCAAUAUUACUUCUAGUGCUGUAACUUUUUAUUACAAAAUCUUUUGUUGUAUAUAAAAGUAGAAAGAAUGAAAUGAUAAAUGUCUGUUUAUCACUUAGUUUAUCAGCUAUCAAGCAGUGACCUGUCAUACUUUCUCAAUGUUCCCACGUUAUAUUGAAGACAUCAAAUCAUUUCACCCAUAAAAAUCAGCGUAUAUAAUUAAAUAACAUUUAAAAAUGCAUAACCACAUACCUUUUCAAAAUUGAUAAUAGUAAAGAUGUUUUAAUGAUGGUCUAUUGUUUCCAGAGGAGAAAUAGUGAUUUAUGCUAGAAAACCUUUCACAGUGGUUCAAUUUUGAUUUCAUAGAAUAUGUUUAUCCAUGGUUCAGCCUAUAGAACAUAGAGGAAACCAUUUUUCUUAAAUACAACCAGUGUAUGUCCAAUGUCCAAUUUGUACAGAAAUUCCACAUGUGUAAUGGGAUUACAAUUCAACCAUGAACAAUGAGACAUGACAUUGCUUCCAAAUAACCUAACAGUUCUCAAGACAAGGCAUAAACCAAUAACUUGUUAGCAUGUGAUUAAGUAUCAAGAGAAUGAUGCAACUAUUAAUUUCUUAUGUGGCUCUUCCUGUCAACACUGUUCUUCAUGUACCAUUUUUCUUAAUUUGGGAGCCCUUAAAUUUAGAAUUUUUCAAAUUUUGAAUUAAAUAUCUUUGUCUAAAUGUAAUGAAUAUUGUGAAUUUAAAAAUACUUAUUAUCUGUAAAAACUUGAUGUCUGAAAAUUAUGUUGAAACACUGUUGACCAGUAAAACAUCAGUCACAAA